This is a messenger RNA of Pristis pectinata (smalltooth sawfish), 6596 nucleotides long. RefSeq names its product macoilin 1b (gene maco1b). NCBI's taxonomy places the organism in Eukaryota, Metazoa, Chordata, Chondrichthyes, Rhinopristiformes, Pristidae. Gene Ontology annotation, cellular component: rough endoplasmic reticulum membrane. The record is from RefSeq and is a predicted model, not a curated record. The coding region runs from base 109 to 2106 and encodes 665 amino acids. The transcript is spliced from 12 exons. Gene Ontology annotation, biological process: neuronal signal transduction.
GCAAGUCCCCCCCCCUCGGCCAGCCUGGAGCCCAAAGACAGAGAGAAUAUUGGUUUGAACCGAGAGGGGAGGGAACAGUUUUGAAGAAGGGAAAGGCAGCGAAGGACAAUGAAGAGGCGCAAUGCUGAUUGCAGCAAGAUCAGGAGGCCGUUAAAACGGAACAGGAUCACCGAAGGGAUAUACGGCAGCACUUUCUUGUACCUUAAAUUCCUUGUUGUGUGGGCACUGGUGUUGCUGGCAGAUUUUGUCCUCGAAUUCCGCUUUGAAUAUCUUUGGCCUUUCUGGCUCUUCAUCAGGAGUGUUUAUGAUUCCUUCAGAUACCAGGGUCUGGCUUUUUCAGUAUUUUUUGUUUGUGUAGCAUUCACAUCAGAUAUAAUAUGCCUACUCUUCAUACCAGUGCAGUGGCUUUUCUUUGCUGCCAGUACUUAUGUAUGGGUUCAGUACGUCUGGCACACAGAAAGGGGAGUUUGUUUACCAACUGUAUCACUAUGGAUAUUAUUUGUUUAUAUAGAAGCAGCAAUCAGAUUUAAAGAUUUAAAAAAUUUUCAUGUGGACCUUUGUCGUCCUUUUGCUGCACACUGCAUUGGCUAUCCUGUGGUGACGCUGGGAUUUGGCUUCAAAAGUUAUGUAAGCUACAAAAUGCGAUUAAGAAAACAGAAGGAAGUCCAGAAGGAGAAUGAGUUCUACAUGCAGCUCCUGCAGCAGGCCUUGCCGCCAGAGCAACAGAUGCUACAGAGGCAAGAAAGAGAAGCUGAAGAAGCUGCUACAGCCAAAGGAAUCACAGAUAUGGAUUCUGCACAACUCCCUCAACACAAUGGAGGAAUUCCAGCAGGUAGAAAAUUGGCGACAGCUUUACCAGAACUAGAAUACAAAGAAAAAGGGAAAGAUAAGGACAAAGAAGCCAAAAAACCCAACCUUGGGAUUAACAAUAAUAUUUUGCAACCUGUAGACUCAAAAAUACAAGAAAUUGAGUACAUGGAAAAUCAUAUCAAUAAAAGAUUGAAUAAUGAGCUUGUAGGAAGCACAGAGAAUCUCUUGAAAGAGGACUCAUUUACGGCUUCUUCAAAAAAUUACAAGAACGCUACUGGGGGAGUAAAUUCUUCACCCAGAAGUCACUGCACGUCCAAUGGCAGCAUUCCUUCCUCCUCUUCUGCUAAGAAUGAAAAGAAGCAAAAAUGCACUAGCAAGAGCAUGAGUACACACAAGGAAAUAAUGGAAAAUUGUAUACCUAAUAAUCAGCUCAGCAAGCCAGACACAUUAUUAAGGUUGGAACAGGACAUUAAGAAGCUGAAAGCAGACUUGCAGGCAAGCAGACAGUGCGAACAGGAAUUGCGCAGUCAGAUCAACUCUCUGACCAGCACUGAGCGUAGUAUCCGUUCAGAAGUAGGUCAGCUCCGACAGGAGAAUGAGCUACUACAGAACAAAUUACAUACUGCAGUGCAAGCCAAACAGAAGGACAAACAAACAAUCAGCCAGUUAGAGAAGAAACUCAAAGCAGAACAAGAGGCAAAGACUUCUCUUGAAAAACAAUUGAUGGAAGAAAAGAAGAGGAAGAAGCUGGAAGAGGCAUCAGCAGCUCGAGCUGUGGCACUUGCUGCAGCCACUAGAGGGGAAUGUACAGAAACUCUAAGAACUCGUAUUCGAGACCUGGAGACAGAGUGUAAAAAGUUAACAAUGGACAUGAAAGUCAAAGAAGACCAAAUCCGUGAGCUAGAGAUGAAAGUACAGGAACUGCGCAAAUAUAAAGAAAAUGAAAAAGACACAGAAGUAUUGAUGUCGGCACUUUCAGCCAUGCAAGAUAAAACACAACACUUAGAGAAUAGUCUGAGUGCUGAAACUCGGAUUAAGUUGGAUCUCUUCUCUGCACUAGGAGAUGCCAAACGGCAGCUGGAAAUUGCACAGGGGCAAAGCAUCCAGAAGGAUCAGGAGAUCAAGGAGUUGAAACAGAAAAUUGCAGAAGUCAUGGCUGUUAUGCCCAGUAUUGCCUACACAGCAGCAACCAGCACUCUGAGCCCUGUGACGCCACAUUAUUCCUCCAAAUUUGUGGAGACUAGCCCUUCAGGACUUGAUCCCAAUGCCUCAGUUUAUCAGCCCAUGAAGAAGUGACUGCGCGCCUCUUUCUCCUGUCCUUCCUAUUCCUCCCCAUCCUUUCCUGAACUUUAUCGAUGUGGUGACAUCAUGCAAGAGUGUUCUGCAGUCAAGAUGACAAUGUAACGUGUGACUGUACGUACUAGUUGUAGUCAAAAAAAAAAACAAAAAUACAAAAAAUGACAUCAUGGUGUCGACUAGAACUGCCCGAUGGCUGCUUCUUUUCCUGUAAAUUUUUAGAAAAAUCCCAGAACUUUGCAGUUUCUUUUUGGAAAGUCUGGUCAGUGCAUUGUGACUUCUCCUAGGUUUUUUCUUUCUUUUUACUUUCAUUUGGUUUCCUCUUGGAGAAUUUUUUUUAGAAAAAAACAGAUCUGCGAACCCACAUUCAUGCAUAAUGACAGGGUUGGAAACUCGGCAAUAAAUUUUAGAUUGAUUUUGACUCAUUGUUGCUGACUAACUCUUUCACUGAUGGCCCAUUUAAUCUGUUGAAUACCAUGUCACCUGUUCUACCACAAGUGCAGGAGUUCAGAGUUUUGAGUAAAUUUCCUCCAACAAUUUCAUGUGCAUCGGUCACCUGAAUUGAACUGUUUAACCUCAGCCCCUCCAAGAUUAGUGCUAACUUACAUUUCUAGCUCUAAACCUAUCUGGUGCUGUUAAGUAUUGUAAAAAUAUAUACAUUUUAACAGUGAAUGUCUCACUACAUGCUGGAAAUUAAAUGUGUUUUGGUUCCACUUUGAAGAAGACUGCAGAGUUCAAAUGGAAAGGGGAUGCACUUAGUUCAUGUGUUAGGAAUAUAUACAGUGCCAAUUAGACAUGGGAAUAGAAAAUUAAAUCUGUUAAUUAAGUUGUGAGAUGUGAUUUGUUUAUAUCCAACUUCUAGGUCCUGCUUUCAAUUAGAGUUAAUCCAAAAUAGGACUAAAGACAUCCAGAGAGAUAUGAAAGCCUUUUCUAGUAAAAUACUGAGUAAAAUAUUAAUGCUCUCUCCUCUUAUGACUUAAUUUAAAAUGAUUAUAUUUUACACAACAGUAACAUAAACUAAACACUCAACAAGUUACUGAAAGGUGAAUUUAUUUGUGUGAGGAGACUUAACACUCACAUCUGCAAGUUAUGGUUUCUCUCCUUCCCCAGCUCUUAUCCACAAAAUGUGCAUACUUUUCUGAGAUUAAGUUUGUAAUUAAUGGCAUCCUAACAAUAUAUUAAUGAAGCUAAUAUCAUUGCAGUUGGAAAAACUCAUUAGAGUGCCACUUAUGAAUAAUUUCAUGUCAAGACAUUUCUACAAUGUCCAAGCAGUUGAAAAUGACUAAGGUGGAAAAUGAGUGGCGUGGUUUGGAUGCAGAAUUAAGUUUGAUACCACAUUUGACUGUUUUGGUAUGAUGCUUCAUUGAACACCUGAGUAUUUUUCCAAAAGAGGCUUCAGUAACUGGGAUAUAAAUGCAUUAAUACCAUUUUAUAGAAAUCUAUUAUUUCACUUGUGUAACUGGAUAAUGUGAAAGGCUAAUUGAUUAUUUACACAACUGGUUAAGCUAAAAUUACCCAUAUAAUUCUAUAUAUGACAAAGGCAUAAUUUUAUUUUGACAAAAAAAGUCAUAAUGCUAUAGAAUGCCAAGUUUAUUAUGAUGUUGUAAAAUUUGCAUUAUACCUUGGCAAUUGGUUAACAGAAUAAGGAAGGGGGAGGGGAGGGUCACAUGAUUUGUUUUACAGUAAAAUUUAAUGAGAAAGCUAAUCCAUAAAGAUGCCAUUCCUUAAUCAGUGGGAGAAUCAUUAAGGUAUGCAUUUGUAAGUAACUGAUUAAAGUACCACCAAAUUACUAUGUAAUGAUACUGUUCUUGAAAGUAUGACUACUACUUUUCUACCACGCAAACACUGCUGUGGUUAUCAUAUUAACAACAAAAUUCAGUUUUAGUGAUUUCUUUUCCAGUAUUCUAGGAUAUUUUGCAUGUUACCAUUUAAGACCAUACAACCCUAUACUUCAGGACAAAUUGGAGUUCAAAGUAUAAUUGCAGGCUUUAAUGGGUAACAACUUUCAACAAAGCCUCAUAAUUAAGCAAAAUGUUUUCCUUUGAUUUUUUAAAAAAGUAAUCAUAGUGCCUUCAAAUUUGUAGCCAGAGGAAACCACAUUUUCAAUAAUGCACUCAUUCUUUUCCUUUGUCGUGUUCAAGGGUUUAAGUCAAAUUUUCAAGUAUCUCCAUUCAAGACUACUUGACACAUUUGAAACUAAAGUGUUGUGCUUUAUAUAACCUUAAGUUAUUGACACAGCUAUCUUCAUGUAUACUUGACGUCACUGCCUCAAUUUUAAGAAGUAUUACAGUUUUUUGUAUUUUUUGCACAGGUCAGCCGCAAAGUUUUUGUAUAUUGUCUCUCUCAGUUACCACUUGGUAUUUGUUCAGGAGUGUUUAUUUGUCCCCUUAUUUUUCAAUUUAAAUAUUUUUGAUUUUACAAAAAUUGGACUGUGCUAGAUCUGAAGAAUUAAUUAGUUUAAAUGAUCAUGAUUCAUCAGUUAAGGACAGGUGUUAAUUAAAACUGUUGAUUAAAGACUGACCUCUAUUUUCUAUUAGAUAUUUACUGUACUACACAGCUUGGUGCAGAAGAUAAUAUACAGACCAAAUGGAAUGUAUGUUUAUCCAGAAGGAAGGAGACUUUCCAGUGUAUAUCCUGACCUGAUGCAAAGAUCCAGUUUAAGUUCUUCACAGCUAGAUACCUAACUUUCUUCCCAUGAGGCAUCUACAUUGUCAUUACCUGAACAGUAUGUGAUUGUUAUGGGUGGAGUAGGGGAAGGAGAAAUUAAUUUUGUAGGAAGAAUAGUUUAUAAAACAAGGUAUGGAUUUACCAGUGAACGCUUUGUUUCAAAUAAUUUUUAUGUUGGGCUUGAACAUAAUCUGAUUUGAUUUGAGAUCAUUCCUGUCAUCGAAAGCAUCAUUUGUUUUAUAUAAUGCCAUAAAAGGCUUUUGCUUAAGUUUUGAGAGAAUUUUGUUACUGAAGUACACAAAAUGAGUUUUUACUUUGAAAUGGUUACUAGUGCUUCAUAGGUGGGUAAAAUGAAAUAUAUUUGUUUUUGGAUGAAUGUAAGAAAGUGAUUGGACUGAAGUGAUGAAAAGUCCAUCUUGCAUCCAUCCAAUCAUCCCAGCCCAAAAUUAAAGGCUUUGGCCAUGUGAUCUUGUGUAUAAAAGUUGACUCUUAAUCCUUUUUUUCUGUCCUAUAAGAUAUGUCUUCUAGCCACACACGAUAGACCCAAACAAUUGCCUCUUGCAGUUCACUUUCCAGUCCAGUGUUUAUUCAACUUAAUGAAAUAUACUUUUGAGAGCAAAUGAAUAUCUGACAGAUCUUUACCAUGUGGUAUUGUGAAACUAGAAUUCUGUUCAAAUCCCCUAGCAAUUUUUGUUUUGCAGUUAUGAUUCCUUUUUUCUUACUGAUUAUCAAAAAAAUACUCCUCCAUGUAGUCCAGUGGUCCAUAUCUUGUAGAUUUCUCUCCCAUAAUUCUGAAGUACAACCAUAUAGUGCCAGGGAAGACUAUUCCAUUGUAGCAGGCAUGUUCAUAUAUCAAGUUGUCUUGGAAUUCCAAACUCGUAAUCAUAUAGGUGGGAAGUAGCUAUUCAGCUGUUCCCAUGAAAUGAUCAUUGGCCUUGGUAAGUUACAAUGUGAUACAUUUACUUUUUCAAAAAUGCGGCAUUUGAUAUUUUAAACAGUGUUCUACAAUAUCGAGUAUUGAUUAUACUGUGAUACUGUCCCAAUAUAAUCCAAAGGAACUUCGAGCAAUGUCUCCACAAGGCAUAUUUAAGUGGUUUAAAUAAAAUUGUUUCAAGUGCAUCCAAAUAAAAUUUUCCAGUCAGGAGCUAACUUUUUAACAUCGUACUUGUCCAUCUAUACAGAUGUGUUACCUUUUAUAACCUUGGAAAACUGAGUAUAUAGUUUUGUAAGCUAAACUAGUAGCACUGCUGCUCUGUUUUAAGAUUUUGAAGUCUACAGAAGUAUGCAGUGAUUCUUAAUGUCUAAAUGUCACCUUCCCCACCCACAUUCCUCUCUUGAUUUGGAUGCCUAUUUUGCAUCUUGAACUAUUAAAAGAGCACUUCGUAUGCUUGCAGUAGACUCCAAAUGGGUUAGCAAUUUCCAGAUUUGUUUUUUCAAAAAUUUUUGUUUGAUAUUUAUCCCUUGGUUCAAAAUGAAGACCCUGUUUAAAUGACAAAUUAGUUUUUUUUUGAAAGGACAGGACUCUGUUGCAACCAGCAAAUAUUGCUAAGUUAUUUUUCUUUGACUGAGUACUAGCUUAAGCCAGAUCAGAGUGGCUUUGGCUGUCAUUUUCGAUUUUUGGAUCACCUUGUAUAAUUGUCACCAUAAAAAUGUUGCAGAAAAUUGUCUCAUGGAUUCUUUGAGCAUUGUGCAGAACAUGGAGUAUUGUCACUGACUUUUUUGUGUUGAAGUUAACAACCCCGUCUCCCCUUGUUGCCACUUUGGCACUUUUCUUUAUAUAACUUGUCUUGGCUGCAUUCUCUUUCUGUGGGGUUUACAAGGAA